Messenger RNA from Glossina fuscipes, 2580 nucleotides. RefSeq names its product N-acetylglucosamine-6-sulfatase-like. NCBI's taxonomy places the organism in Eukaryota, Metazoa, Arthropoda, Insecta, Diptera, Glossinidae. Gene Ontology annotation, biological process: glycosaminoglycan metabolic process. Gene Ontology annotation, molecular function: N-acetylglucosamine-6-sulfatase activity; glycosaminoglycan binding. The coding region runs from base 99 to 1637 and encodes 512 amino acids. The transcript is spliced from 4 exons. The record is from RefSeq and is a predicted model, not a curated record.
AACACAAAUUAUCCUUAAGUAAGAUCAUUGUUUCCCUUCGUAGUAUAAUAAACUAAAGAAUAAAAGAAAAAUCGGAAACCGUUACCGAAAAUACAAAAAUGUUGGAGCAUCUUUUCAAAUCGAUUUUUAAAACGUCUCCGCUAAGAAUAAAUUUCUUAUUGAUUACUGCUUUAAUAAAUUCUAUAGCAAAUGCACAACAAGCACCAAACAUUGUACUUUUUCUUAGUGAUGAUCAAGAUUUGUAUUUACAUGGCAUGAAACCAAUGCAUCAAACUCAGCGUUUGAUCGGUGCGAGAGGGACAACUCUUACUAAUGCGUUUACUACUUCGCCACUUUGUUGUCCAUCGAGAGCGAGUCUCUUGUCUGGCAUGUAUGCUCAUAAUCAUCGUACUUUCAAUAAUUCGGUAAGAGGUGGUUGCAAUGACAUGCAUUGGCUUAAACAUAUUGAACCUCAAGCUCUUCCUGUUUUGUUGCAAGGGAAAGGAUACGAUACAUUUUUUGCCGGGAAAUAUUUAAACGAGUAUAUGGGUAGGGAAGUGCCACCUGGUUGGAAAGAGUUUUAUGGUUUGCACGGUAACUCGCGCUAUUAUAACUACACACUGAGGGAAAAUGCUCACAAUAAAACCUAUGGAUACGUUUAUUUAACGGAUUUGCUUAGAAAGCGAGCAUUAAAGUUUAUUAAUGAACGCGUUAACAGUAGUAAACCGUUUUUCCUAAUGCUUGCACCACCGGCUCCACAUCAACCCUUCACACCGGCUGAGAGGCAUCAAGGACUCUUUGAUGGAAUUACGGCACUAAAAACGCCAAAUUUUAAUAAAGUUUUUAAAGAUAAGCACUGGUUGUUGGCAAACUUUGAAAAAAUUCCCAAUAUAACAUUAGACUUAAUGGAUAUUUACUUUCAAAAGCGAUGGGAAUCCUUAUUGGCUGUAGAUGAAAUGGUAGCUGCUGUUAUCAAACGCCUGGUUAGACAGAAUCAAUUGGAAAACACUUAUAUAAUUUAUACAUCGGAUAAUGGAUAUCAUAUAGGACAGUUUGCUCAGCCGUUUGAUAAACGACAACCCUAUGAAACAGACAUAAGGGUACCAUUACUGAUACGUGGGCCACAAAUUUCCGCUGGCACCGUUGUAAAUGCCGUGGCAGGUCUUAUUGACCUAGCGCCUACAAUUUUGGAAUGGGCAAACAUUCCCCAUCCAGCUCGCAUGGAUGGACAAUCGUUGCAACCAUUUCUUGUUAAUAGUGAUAUAUAUGAUGCUUCUAUGGAUAAAACCUAUCGACGAAGUUUACUUAUACAACAUCACGGCGAGGGCACCGUAGAUACUUACAACCCGUCUUGCCCCUGGGGACGUAACGAUCGCCUUUACGAAUGCAAUUCGGAAGCAGCUUGUCAUUGCCAAGAUGCAUGGAAUAAUACGUAUUCAUGUGUGCGUCACUUCAGCUAUCAAGUUAAUCGUUUAUACUGCGAGUUCAGUGACAGGGAGAGUUUUGUGGAAGCAUACGAUGUGGACAAGGACAUCUAUCAAAUGAAUAAUAAUGUAAAUGAAUGGCUGCCGAUUGAAAGGGGUCUUUACAGUCUGGCGUUGGCUAAUUUAACUAGAUGUGCGGGGGCAGCAUCCUGUGCGGACAUUAUUUUAAAGUAAAGAAAGGGCAUUCGACCUACUCUUGCAAGCGCAUCAGUAAAUCAAUAGGAAAUAAUUUUACCCACUACUCGAACGAUUCCACAUCAAUAUCUAAAAUAAAUGGUAAUCUAUAAAUAGGAAUAUAUUAAAAAUUUAGAUAUCUUUAAAAAACUUUUUAGUCCCUUUUCCCAUUUAAUUUAAGAAGCUAUCUUAAGAAUAUACGCAUUCUUUCUUGUAAAUUCCCUUUUGAUAAACUACUUCCAUAAAAUUUUUGAUAGUUAUCUGAGGUAUUUCAAACCUAUUGAGCACAGAUUAAAUCCAUUCCGAGGAAAAUAGUCAAGUUUGCAGUAUUAAGAGUAAUAAGGACAGAAGGACAGAGGAAUAGAGUGAUAGAACUGUAUUUAACUCGAACUAGGCACUAAUCACUUUUUUUAAUAUUAUCAAUUUUAUAACGAAACUGUUAUACAUUCCUCUGGAUAAAUUCUAUUAUAAAUUAUUAUAAGUUAAUUGUUGAAUAAAUAAUAAAUGUAGUAGUUUUUCUUGUUUUCAAAUUUUUAUUUUCAAACGUUAACUUAUCAUUUAAAUGAUAGUAAAACCAUAUCAGUGCUUUGAAAUAUUUGAUAUUUGUGUAACAUGACGUGUGUGUAAAUUUAAAAAAAAAAAAAAAAAAUUAAACUUCAAUUCAAUGUUAAAGACAUUUGUAGUUUAUCUAUUAAUCUAAAUUAUUUCUUAACAUAUAUAAUUAACAUUUACAUAAUGUACAUAAUGUAACUUAAUCGACUUGUUGUGGCAGAUAGUUAUUAACCCAUUCGAGACCGAUUACAUUCUGUGCUAUGAACAAUUAUCAGUCAUUCUGAGUAAAGUAGUCGUCGAGAUGAAACUAUCUUUUGAUUUAAAAAUAUCUGUGAAAUAUAGAAAAACAAAAUUUGGCAUAGGUUUCAACUUAGACCAUAAAACGGCACAU